AUGGCAGUUUCCAACAGCACCAAGCCUAUAUUGCUCUUCGUGGCAGCAGCAGCAGCGGGGCACGUCACCCCCCUACUCCGUGUUGCUUCUUAUCACAUCCAAAAAGGCUACGAUGUUCUAUUCCUCACUGGCUCGGAAUUCAAGGACCAAGUCGCCCGAGCCGGAGCGGAAUGGUCCGCUCUCGAGCCCCUGGAUAUGGAAGCCUUUGCUCCAGAGAGGCUUGCCGCAUUAGAUGCCAAGAUGCACGUUGAAAUGUUUGCAUAUGCAUUCGACAAUGUUUUCUUGACCAGUCUGCCAAAACGUGUGCAACAGCUGCGCCAGGCUCUGGAAAUGCUGCAUCAACGCGAUCCCAAUAGGGAGGUCAUCAUCUUCCACGAAGUUGGCGCUGUAGCAGUCCACCCGUUUCACUUUGGAGCACCGUUGCCGAAGGGCUACACUACAAUGCCAAAGACGAUUUGUCUGGGAAUCAACCCCAUCAUGGUCGACAGUGAGGUGACAGGCAUAUGUGGACCGGGAUUUCCCUACGAUGACUCCCCUGCAGUCAAGGCCCGACACUUGUACAUGACUGAGCUGUUUCGGAGGUUCCCUUUCCGAGGAAUAGCAGAAUCCCACGCAAAGAAGCUUCAAGAAGUCGGCUGCACAACCUGGCCAGAGUAUUUUGCCAUGGACGAUUUCGUCCUGACGUCGGAUUUGUUACUACAGCUUUGCGGUCCCGGCUUUGAGUAUCCGGAUCCUACACGAAACCCAAAAAUCAAAUUCGCUGGCACGUUGCCCCCUCAAUCAUUGAACCCGACCCUGGAGUAUCCGUCUUGGUGGUCCGAUGUCACAGACGCAUCAGCGGCAGGUAAAAAGGUUGUUUUCCUUGCCCAGGGAACGCUUACCUACGAAGCAGAGGCUCUGCUGCUACCUGUCAUCCGCGCUCUCCAAAACGAAGAGGACAUAUUGCUCGUGGUUGCGAUAGGAUCACGAGGCGCCAGCUUGCCAUCAGACUUUGAACUUCCAAAGCAUACUCGGGUGAUUGACUACUUCCCGUACGACGCCGUACUUCCCUAUGCUGAUGUCUUCAUAUUCAAUGCUGGAUAUGGCGGUGCCUCUCAUGCUAUCGGUCACGGAGUCCCAAUCGUUGCAUUAGGUACUACUGGCCAAGACAAGGGUGAAGUUGCAGCACGGAUAGACUUCUUCAAAUUGGGAAUCGCAAUCAGAUCCGAGAAACCCGAAAUCGGGGAGAUUCAUAGUACUGUUCGAAAGGUACUCGAUAAUGGAGACUACAAGAAAAAAGCACUCGAGUUACAGAAGGAGUCGUUAGACCUUGACCCUCUGGCUAUGAUCGAAAGUCAGGUGAGGGAGCUUGCGCAUUGA
Pestalotiopsis fici W106-1 is the source of this 1359-nucleotide messenger RNA. RefSeq lists its product as uncharacterized. The coding region runs from base 1 to 1359 and encodes 452 amino acids. Gene Ontology annotation, molecular function: glycosyltransferase activity. The transcript is spliced from 2 exons. The record is from RefSeq and is a predicted model, not a curated record. NCBI's taxonomy places the organism in Eukaryota, Fungi, Ascomycota, Sordariomycetes, Amphisphaeriales, Sporocadaceae.